Molecule: messenger RNA, 1077 nt
Organism: Parathielavia appendiculata
Lineage: Eukaryota; Fungi; Ascomycota; Sordariomycetes; Sordariales; Chaetomiaceae
Product: NAC-domain-containing protein
Exons: 5
Coding region: 1-1077 (358 amino acids)
Biological process (GO): protein targeting to membrane; proton motive force-driven ATP synthesis
Cellular component (GO): cytoplasm; nascent polypeptide-associated complex
Molecular function (GO): proton transmembrane transporter activity
Source: RefSeq, a predicted model, not a curated record
AUGGCCAAUCCCCGCGUCGAGGAGCUUCCCGAGGAGGAGACCAAGAAGCCUACCGUCGAGGAGGAUGAGUCCUCCAGCGAUGAGUCCGAGGCCGAUGCCGGCGACGCCAGCCUCCCCGCCGGCUCGACCGCCGUGAUCCACUCCCGCAACGAGAAGAAGGCCCGCAAGGCGCUCGAGAAGCUGCACCUCACCCGCGUGCACGGCAUCACCCGUGUCACCCUGCGUCGCCCGAAGAACAUUCUCUUCGUCAUCAACAACCCCGAGGUGUACAAGUCGCCCAACAGCAACACCUACAUCGUCUUCGGCGAGGCCAAGAUCGAGGACCUUAACGCCAGCGCCCAGGCGGCCGCUGCCCAGCAGCUCGCCAGCCAGACGGCGGAGCACGACCACGCCGGCCACGCGCACGACCACAAGCACGAGGCUACCAAGGAGGAGGAGGAAGACGACGGCGAGGAGGUGGACGCGGAGGGCAUCGAGGACAAGGACAUUGAGCUUGUCAUGACCCAGGCCAACGUGUCCCGGAAGAAGGCGAUCAAGGCGCUCAAAGAAAACGACAACGAUAUACGAAGCGCAGCUCUCAAGGUCGACUGGGCCAAAAUUACCACGUCGCUCGGCCUGCGCGGCCAGACGGUCGCCGGGCUGCAGGCCUUCAAGAAGCGCAACGACGACGUCCGCCGCAAGGUGCAGGUGCUGUCCGAGCAGCCCACGACUGUCGACUUUGCCUACUACCGCUCCGUGCUCAAAAACCAGGCCGUCGUUGACGAGAUCGAGAAGCGCUUCAACGCAUUCCAGCCCGCCACCUACGACCUCAACCGCCAGCUCAAGGCCAUCGAGGCCUUCGAGGUUGAGGCCAUCAAGAACGCCGAGGCCACCAAGGAGAAAGUCGACCUGGAGCUCAAGGACCUCGAAAAGACGCUAAAGAACAUCGAGGAGGCCCGGCCGUUUGAGGAUCUCACCGUCGACGAGGUCGCCGCUGCGGAGCCCAGCAUCGAUGAGAAGACGGCUAAGCUCGUGUCCAAGGGCCGCUGGUCCGUGCCGGGAUACAAGGAGAGAUUCGGCGACCUCUCUGUGCUAUAA